This is a messenger RNA of Trematomus bernacchii (emerald rockcod), 2356 nucleotides long. Its product is annotated as interleukin-18 receptor accessory protein-like. NCBI's taxonomy places the organism in Eukaryota, Metazoa, Chordata, Actinopteri, Perciformes, Nototheniidae. The transcript has 12 exons. Gene Ontology annotation, molecular function: interleukin-18 receptor activity. Gene Ontology annotation, biological process: interleukin-18-mediated signaling pathway. The record is from RefSeq and is a predicted model, not a curated record. Bases 241 to 1935 code for a protein of 564 amino acids.
CUGUUUACAGGAAGACAAUAUCAGAGCCGAUUCUAGUUAAACCCUUUUAAAACAUAAACAAACAGGAAAUACCACGUUUAUCUACACGCACUGUGGAAAUAUCACACCUCAUGUUGCCGCACAAGAGACCGGAAAAUGUCAAGCAAUGACAUACCAAGAACCCGAGAUGAAGUAAUACACAUCAUUUUUUUUUCUAAAGGUUAAGAGCACCAAUAUCGUUAAAAGAUUUAGAGACACAGAAUGCAAACUGGAUACAUUCUUGGGCUUUUGAGCCUUCCCAUUUUCUUGGAAGGAUGCUGUCCGAAAAACCAUCAAGUGAAAAUAACAGGGGUUCAGCCACAGCAGCACUACAGAGCUGUGGAGGGGGAGAUCUUCAUGAUGCCGUGCAUACAGUCUUUGAACCACAAGCAGAAGGUGUGGUCCAGGACUGGAGAAGGAGAUGAAGGAAAUCAUGACAUCCCGUGUGAAACGCUGUUCACAGUGGAAGCAAAACAUUCUGGAAAUUACUCAAGUGGCAGCGAGUUUUUCCUUUACCUGCACGUGGUGGCGAGAUCCAGUGUGGGAUGCUCCACGGCGGAGGAGAGCAGUGUAGUGCUGGAGCGGGAUAAAGGUGGGAAGGUGCCCUGCCCAGGUCUCAACUGUAGUAACAACACAGAGGUCAUCUGGUACAAGCUUCAUACACCUAUGUCUUCUCGGCAAGGCCGAGACUCCUGUGUGGACGAGACUGGGCGGUUACAUCUCUGUCAAGUCUACAAAGAGGACACUAGUGUGUUUUUCUGCGACAGAAAGAUAAUUGAUCAAGGACUCACAUGGACCCUCAGGAGAGCUGUUAAUGUCACAGCUGCACCUGAACCACCAAGUGACCCUCCCAGGGUUGAUAAGCCCUGUGGCAUUGAGACGCAUGAAGUGGAGCUUGGUCAUUCCCACACUCUGGUGUGUGAGGCGAGUUUUAUAACUGAGAAAACCUUAUCAGUGGAAUGGUACAUGAAUUACGGUGGCAACCUGGAGAAUAGGACUCUACUACCCAUGGAGGAGCAAAAGGAGAAAGAAGUGGGACGUGCACAGAGCAAAGUCUCAAGAGACGCUAUCAUAGAAAAGGUGACUCUACAACACUUGAAGCACACAUAUACCUGCAUCGCCAAAAACAGUGUUGGAAACAGCACUGGCACCAUCAAGCUCAAGAAGAAAAUUAAAGUACAUUUGCCAUCGCUGGUUGGGUAUCCAUUUGCAUCUUUGUUGCUGAUAUCUGGACUAGGAAUCAUCUUGCACGUGAAAUGGCUGGAAAUACAGCUUAUCUACAGAUCUCGUGUACAACACGGAAAACAUGACAAGGAUGAGAAAGAAUUUGAUGUGUUUCUGUCGUUUGUAUGGAGCCCAUCAGUAGAUUUGGAGGGAGUUUUGACCCUUUCCGCACAGAAAGGACCUCAUGAGGAAGCAUGUUUAUCCAGCAUGGACCUGCUGAACAUUGAGGAGGGUAAAUCCACCUUAGAAGUGCUGCUACCCCGAGUGUUGGAGGACCAGUGGGGGUAUCGCCUGUGUCUGCUGGAGAGGGACGUUCUUCCUGGAGGAGCAUACACAAAUGAUGUGGUCCUUGCUAUACGCAGAAGUCAGAUGCUGAUCUGUGUCCUGUCAGCUGACUAUCUCUCCAACAGCAAUGCUUUGUUCGUGCUGGAAUCGGGAGUUCAGGCUUUGCUGCAAAACACUGCCCUUAAAGUCCUGCUGAUUUGGACCACUAGAGACUCAGCAGCCCUCAUCCAGCCGGACCCCCCGCUGCCAGCACUGGUCAAAAGGGCCUUGAAGGUGCUUCCCAGUCUGGACUGGAGCUCAGGCAAAACUGCCAGGACGACCAGCAGCUUCUGGAGGUCUCUGAGGAAGGCCAUGCCCAGUCAAAGAGUGAACAUGGUUUCCCUCAUGCAGGGACAAUUAACAGACUGACCAAUAACUUAAUUCUAAAAUGUUCAGUUCAUUUAUUUUAUAAAGCAGCUUGUAUUAUUGGAUUAAGCAUCAUGGACCUGUUGCAGGCCAACGCAAGUGAUGGGGAAAAAGUGAGUCACCAUUUGUUGCACUCAGAGCAGGAGUGUAUGCUGAUCUUUAAUUUCCAUCUGUACCACUACUGUGCUAAGUGUAACAUGUAAGUAAUAAUUACCGUUUCAUACAACACCGGCAUUAAACAUUAAGAAUUAAAUAAAUGAGGGAUUUCUGAUAUUACAUAGUCAUGAUCAAAAUAUAACCCAAACAAUGUUUACAUUUGUACUUAUAUUACCUUUAAUAUGGCUGUUUGUAAAGGUUUAAGAACAGUAAACUUGUCAGUUGUAGAUCAUCUGUCUCAGCAUACAGCAAUAAACAUUUGACACAA